GAAAUUAUGAAAAAAGUACUUUAAAAUUCCAGUACAACACGGCGCUCUUGGUUUUAAGGCUUGCCCUAGCCGCUGAACUUAGACCCGAGUUGAGAUGCUCUUACCAUAUCAGUGAUUUGUAGCGUGAUUUGUAGCAUAUAUUACUUUAUACUUUUAAAUUCCAGUAGUUCAGUUUUUAGUAGUCGCCAACGGAACCCUAAUCGAAUAUCUGUAUCGCGGCCAUCAAGUGAAGUUGUUUAGAGGAGAUGUUGGACAUUAAUCUCUUCAGGGAAGAUAAAGGAGGCGCUCCUGAAAGAAUCAGGGAAUCGCUGCGUCGGAGGUUUAAGGAUCCUGUGGUGGUUGAUGAGGUCAUUGCACUCGACCAGGAGUGCCGAUUGCGUCAAUAUGAGCUGGAUAACUUGCGCAAGGAUUUUAAUAAGAUCAAUAAGGAAGUUGCUAAACUCAAAAUUGCCGGUGAGGAUGCAAGUCAAAUGAUUAAAAGCACCGAGGAAAACAAGGAUUCGACUGCAAAGAAAGUGGAAGAAGUAGAAGUUGCCCGCAAAGCCCUGUAUUCAAAACUGGAGACAAUUGGAAACCUUGUGCAUGAUACAGUCCCAAUUAGCAACAAUGAGGAUGAUAAUGCUAUAAUCCGAUCAUGGGGUGAGAAGCGCUCAGAUCAAAAGCUAAAAAGUCAUGUUGACCUUGUUGAGCUUCUAGGAAUUGCAGAACUGAAAAGAGGGGCAAAUGUAGCCGGAGGUAGAGGUUAUUAUCUAAAAGGAGACGGUGUACGCCUUAACCAAGCUCUGAUUUGUUUCGCUCUUGAUUUUUUGGAGAAGAGGGCUUAUACCCCAUUGCAGCCUCCUUUCUUCAUGAGAAAAGAUAUUAUGGCCAAGUGUGCUCAAUUAGCACAAUUCGAUGAAGAGCUUUACAAGGUUAGUGGUGAAGGAGACGAUAAGUAUCUAAUUGCUACAGCUGAGCAGCCACUUUGUGCUUAUCAUAUUGAUGAUUGGAUUCAUCCUUCUCAGCUUCCAAUAAGAUAUGCUGGAUAUUCCUCUUGCUUCCGUAAAGAAGCUGGUUCACAUGGUCGAGAUACUCUUGGUAUUUUCCGAGUUCAUCAGUUUGAGAAAGUGGAACAGUUCUGUGUGACUAGUCCAAAGGGAAAUGAUUCCUGGGACAUGUUCGACGAAAUGAUCAAAAACUCUGAAGAGUUCUACCAGACGCUAAAAAUUCCGUACCACAUAGUGGCAAUUGUCAGUGGUGCUCUAAACGAUGCAGCAGCGAAAAAAUAUGAUUUGGAAGCAUGGUUUCCAGCAUCCCAGACUUAUAGGGAGCUCGUCUCAUGUUCAAAUUGUACCGACUACCAGUCCAGAAAGUUGGAAAUCCGAUUUGGGCAAAAGAAGAGCAAUGAUCAGACAAAACAGUACGUUCAUAUGUUGAAUUCAACCCUUACAGCAACAGAAAGGACAAUAUGUUGCAUUCUCGAGAACUACCAACGAGAUGAUGGAGUGGAAGUACCAGAGGUUCUGCGACCAUACAUGGGUGGCAAAUCCUUCAUGCCUUUCUUGGCCAAGGAAGCAAAAGGGAAGAAAUCAAAGUCUUGAUUAUAUCUUCUUAUUAGUAGCCAUGAUUAAUUCCCAUGAAGAUUGAAAGGAAUCAUUGAAAGGGAACUGUAAUGACUAUAGUUUGGAUAAAAGUUUUUUGUUUGCUUGGAUAAUAUUUGAUCAGGCGCCCUUUCAGUCUGUGUUUAGAUGGUGCAUCAAGAAUCAAUUUCUGGGAGAAGGAUAUCAAACUUGUAUUGAUGAUGAUUGGAUACAUUUUGAGGAUGAUGAUCUUUACUUGGAUGAUAUCUCAUCUUUUAACGAAGACCA
This is a messenger RNA of Daucus carota subsp. sativus, 1847 nucleotides long. RefSeq names its product serine--tRNA ligase. The transcript is spliced from 10 exons. NCBI's taxonomy places the organism in Eukaryota, Viridiplantae, Streptophyta, Magnoliopsida, Apiales, Apiaceae. Gene Ontology annotation, cellular component: cytosol. The record is from RefSeq and is a predicted model, not a curated record. Bases 246 to 1580 code for a protein of 444 amino acids. Gene Ontology annotation, molecular function: tRNA binding; ATP binding; serine-tRNA ligase activity. Gene Ontology annotation, biological process: seryl-tRNA aminoacylation.